UGGGACGCCAAGGGCGGCAGCAUCUGUUCAUAAAUUUACUUGUUCUUAUAACUGCUCCCCCUCGUCUUUGCUUUUCUUCAGACUGAUACUACGAGAGUUGAGCGUGGAGAGUGCGUCUCGUCUAGCCCACCAUCCGACCAGCCCUUCACCUGCUUGGUUAAUGCGCAUCGAUUUGUAAGAAGACAGGCAACAACAUGACAUCAUCUGCAAACGAGAGUUCUUGCCAAAUCCGUCGUAUACUUUUAGAGUUGUUCUUCAUCUCCUGUUUGCGCGACGAGCCAGAGCUACUCACUCUUCUCUUCUUAUCGGUGCAGAGAGCAGAUGCAAACUCGUCUAGCUGCAGUUCAAAUGAAGGACGAGAGUGUUAUUUGCUAGCUGCGUAGACUAGCUGAUGUGCUUCGGAAAAAUGAAAAGCGAAGGAGAGUAUCAUAAUAAGUUGACGGACGAGGUAUGCUAUUUUCAUGCUGCCGUCUGUAACUGUAGCUUUUCUUGGGAAAAAAGUAGGAAAGUGUAAGUGAGCUGCUUAAUAUGAUGAUAAAAACGUCACCCUCCCGUUCACCAGACCUCAGUGGAAAUUGGAGUCAAAAGGCCGUGUGAUUUUCUUUGUGACUCAUUUCAGUCGCACAGAAAUGCUUGGUAUAGCAAGUCAGUGUACUUUUGCUGUUGUUUUCGUAUCAUUUUUGAAACAAUUUUCACUCAUCGAAUAAUCAACUUCAGUCGUGUCUUAUUUGUAGAUUUCUGGCUUUGAGUACUUCUCAUCAAAUCGUCUUCAGAUUGUGAUAAUUGAGACUUGUAGCUUCUACAAGCUAAGCUUAAGAGCCACUACCUCUCGCUCUCCAUACUCCAACUGAUUCUUCUAACUGUAGUCGUUAAAAAAUGGCUGGGACGUUUAGCAAAGAGGCUCCUCCGAAAGAGCCGAAGCCUAUGAGCGAAAUUCUCAGUAAUGCAGGCAAAAGGGCGCUAGGUUAAGGCUCAAUAUAUUUCAUUCAUAUUGAUGGCGUAUCUUGCCUAUACGCUCACUCCUUCACAAGUGAGCCCACUCCUAUCCUAUCCCCACUCAUUUCUCGUAGUUUCCUCCUUGCAAUUCUGAGGAAAGGAACGAAAGAAACGAAAUGUUUUGAGCUCUAACUAGGAGGUGGAAUAGCGGGAUCCGCAGCCAUGGUCGUGCAAGUGAGCACCCUCAUGUGGAUACGGACAAUCAUGAAUUAUCAGUACAACUAAAGAAGAUUACAUUAAUUUUAGAAUCGAUUUGGAUCUGAUAAUUGAUCCCCUGUUUAUGGGGUGGAUCUUCUGACCUUAUCACUGCUCUUCGAUUUGUUUUGCUACAUUCAUCAUUUCUUCGCAAUUUUCUUCACGUCCAACAAACACACCACCACGAGGUACCGAUACGGAAUGGGUCUUCGACAAGCCACAUCCACACUUUAUGCAGAGGGUGGCAUACUCCGAUUUUACAGGGGUUAUUUUGCCGCGAUAGCGCAAGGUCCACUGUCAAGAUUUGGAGACACAGCAGCUAACGCAGGUGUCUUGGCACUUCUAGACGCCAAUGAAAGCACAGCAUCAUUACCAGCUGCGGUAUAGUUCUGCCUUUUUUUUAGCAAGCUUCGUUGAUAAUAUAUUUUUUCUCUUUCUCUCACAGCUUGAAUAAAACUUCGAUUUUUACGUGUCACUUCUCAGUCACUACGUGUAUAACGAAAAAGAAAAUGUCCACAACCGAAGACAAAUGUCCUACCUGCUUCAUCAGCAAGACAAAUACGCACUUAUAACUACCAACUCCUAAGGUGAAAACAGUUGGCGCCUCUGGAAUGGCAGCUACGUGGCGUAUUGCGAUUACACCUAUCGACACAGUGAAAACAAUCAUGCAAGUUGAAGGAAAACCUGGCCUCGACAUUCUAUUUGCGAAGAGUAGAGCAAAAGGCCCUACAGUUUUCUGGCAUGGUGCGGUUGCAGCCUCAGCGGCUACGUUUGUUGGUAUCUAUGUAAAUGUAUAUUGAUGGGAGGUACUCAUUUACUGGAUGACCUCACAGGUAGACAUGAACAGCUACAAACGAGGUUCCAUGACAUGACAUAUUGAUAAAUAGAUAAUGCUGGUGCAGCCUUAAUAGCCGUCACAUUUGUUGGCACUAAAGUUUUCUUUUUGCACCCUCAUCUUCUCGUACUCAGGUCAUUACCCGUGGUUUGCGACAUACAACACCUUGCAAGAAGUGAUUCCUCAGUAUGACGAGUUGCCGAAAAAGCUGGCACGUAAUGCAGGAAUCGGCUUCGUUUCUUCUGUUAUAUCGGAUACGGUACUUCUCCUUCUGCUACGUACUUUCUUUACUCUAAUAAAAUAUUACCCGCGCAUUGUGUAGCUGUAGCUGCAGCGUUACACUAGCAGUAUCUUCAGUUGUAUUGUAAACCAGCAAGUACUUUUACAUCAAAGACUCUUCUAACCCAUUUCUUCCGUGUACAUAGACAUCCUCCCCCUCCCGAAGUCGUUCAGGUCAAUAAAAUCACAUCAACUAAGUACGCCCUCCGACACACGACUACCUCAUGCAGCUGUCUCGCCUCUUCAAUUAGUCAAAUCAAUGAGAUCAAGACAUCUUGAUGAAUGAAUGAACAGAUUUCCAACUCCCUUCGCGUGGUGAAGACUUAUAGGCAGACGAAUCCAGACCCCAUCUCGUAUAGCGAAACAGUGAAAAAAAUAGUCGAUAAAGAUGGCUAUGUGGGUUUGUUUGGUCGCGGACUGCAGACUCGCAUCAUUUAUGGCUAGCCUACUAUCGUUUACACUAUAGUCUACUCGUAAAGAAAACGUUGUAAAUUUGGCUUACCGGAUUUUCAGCGGAUUUUUGAUAUUGUUUUUUUUUAGUGGGUGAAAUUGAUGGAAAAUCAAGUAGCUAGAGGCAAUUUAAGAAAAUGCAUCUUGGACCCAGUCAAUUUUAAAAAAUUAGACCUCCACGAUGCACGCGAAAAAAAUGCACUUGGAGCACACUAAAAACUCACACUUUGAGGCGUUGCACUUGAUAAAAAUCACACUACACCCAGGACAUCAAGAAAAUGCGUCUCCAGCUUCUUUAACUUAAAAAAAUCAGACGAGGCUAAUCCACGCCAAGAAACCGACUGGCGAAGGAACUUAGAAUCUAUUUUUAAAGGCCUUUAGACUUGAAAAAGAAACUCCUAGAGGACCUGCCUCAGAAGUUUCAUUUUAGCGGCUUCAAUUGAAGAAAGAUAGAGACUAGCAGGGCCUAUCAAGAAAGCGGGAGUCUUGCUUGAUCUUGGUGGCUGCGACAGUGAUAGACUUAGACAGAGAACAAGAGGGGUCAUCAUGAUCGUGAAAAAGUAAGCGGCGCCAGUCUCAGCCGCUCAGACGCGGCGCAAACAUGGAAACAGACGACGCGCGACCGCAGUCAGCAAGGCGCCGCUUGUUGGGAGCUUGUUUGCUUUAGCGCAAGCAACUGAAGAAACAAAAAGAACAAGAAGACCGCGACAGGCAGCCGAUCCGGAGGGCGCACCUCGAAGGUCAUGGCUUACUUUGGUACUGGUCUUUUCAGUUUCUGUCUGCUUUUGAGUAGCUGCUUCUCUAUCUGUGGCACAAGAUGAAGGGCAAGGGCUACGACAGCGACUACCUUGACCACUGCCACCCCCACUAGUGCUAGCAGUAGUGGAGCCAGUGCUAGCACUAGUAAGAUUCUGCGUAAGGUUUGCCAUGCCGAUACUCAUGGCGAUCGUGAGGGCCUUAGUCAUGGCGAUGGCCGCCGUGCGUUUGCUUUUGCUGGGGAGGGGGCGAGGGCUGGCGAUAUUUGUUUUGAUUGUAAGCGAAGCACGAGCAGAAGCACGCUGAGCGCUGCCGCUAGCCGCCGGCUACGGAUGAGCCGCGGAUGGGGUGCAAGGCUCGGGUGGCCGUCGCCAUGUCAGGCGAAGAGCCUCAACUCCGGGGGGGGGGUAGUCUAGUGGCCCCACCACGGUGGGGGCUUGCAGUAGCUGGCGCUAGUUCUGGCGCAGCUGUCUCGACUAGAAAAGCGCGGGCCGCAGACAUGGUAGCAAGAAGGCGGAGGCCGCCCAUCGCCAGGACUACUGCUACUGCGUCUACUGGCGCUGGUAAUGGCAGAGCUAGCGCUUGCACUACUACAGACGCAGGCACGAAUAGGGCUACCGCUAGGCUAUGCGGUUGCUUCGGUUUGGAUAGUCUAGGCCCAACCCUGGGCCUUUGGCUUUGCGCUACUUUCUAUCAAAGCCAAAGGCACGGCGGCAGCGUCGAGGCGUUUCGACUUGCGCGCCCACUCUAGCAGUAGCGCGAUCUUAUCCUUCUACCCCUUACCAUUUGGACUCGUCAUCUGCGUCUAGUAUUUGGGGCGCAGUCUGGUUCUAGUAUAACUAUACUGAUUUUGAUUAGGUGGGCUGGGCGGUCGGGUGGGCGCGCCCGUGCGCCUGCGGUAGCGGCGGAGGUGGACACGCGGAAACUGGCCUAGGCGUAGGCCUGCUGCUUUGGUUUUUUUUGCGUUUGGGUGUGGUACCAGCGGGACUGGGGCUAAUGCGAUUUGCAUGCAAAAGUAUAAGAUUACGAUUAGGCUUAACAACGACAACUGACUACCAAGAGGAAGACGAAGAGGAAGAUCAAGACGAUGGCCAUGAUCUGGCCCUGAUCUGAUUCCGAUCCAGAUCCUGACGCUGAUGGCUGACGAUAGUAGUAAUAUUUUUGAGCCACGAAAUGCCUUUGCCUUUGCUUGAAGAUAGUCACGACGAUGGUCAUGAUCUUGAGUUACAACUACUUGCUCCCCUUGCUCUAGUAGUAUACGCAUAGCUAUAGUUCUUGUUCUAGUGUAACUGGUGGCAAUGCUGCCACCGACGAACAGCAAGGGGCACAGUUCGGCGCGAAGAAAUGGAGUAGAAACAUGGCGCCAGAAGCGGCGAAAGAGCGGCAAACACGCAGAAACUGGAUCGCUGAGGAGCUCGAUUUCGAUCCUACCGACGUCGAUCUCCUUGGUGGCUUCGAGAUUCGGCCUACAGUGCAAGGGCUGGCGUGCAAGUUGAGGACGGACAGCACGGAACAAAAGCAGAACAUCUCGACUUUGCGGCAUGCUAAAGUAGAUGGCCAGAAAGUCCUAGACUGCCACAAAUGCGGCACAAAGACCAAAGCGGUAGGUCUCCAGGAUACAGCGGCUGCGCAAACGUUGCUGACGCAGUUUGCGACGCGAGCUCGGUUUCUUUGUCUAUUCUGGAGCAGCUACAGCAUGGCAAUGCCAAAGGGCCCGGAUGGGCUCGCAAUACUAACAGAAGCAUACGAGUGCUGGAUGGCGCCGCUAGAGCCCCUACUGGCGACCCUCCAUCCCCAGACUGUACCAGAAGCAGACACCAGUAGGCCCAUCCAUCCUUCUACGUGGAGCUGGCUGCGCGUCGCCACUGCGGCAGAGAUGCGGAAGCUGCGGCACCGAAACCGCCCAGGCUGGCGCUGGCGUGGACCUGAAUGGCGUCGCAUCAGUAUUGGGAACAAGCUCCGCUGCCACCACACCGAAGUCACGAAGGAGAAAGCACAUCGAUCCGAAUCAUGUCACGCAUGGACUCGAUGAGGACGAUUCGGGGGGCCUCCUCUUCAAGGAUAGGCAACUCGACGCAGAUCCUUCACUAGCAGACGACGCAGAUGAUGCCUACUCCGAGCACGAUGAUGAAGACCCGGACGAGGAGGGGCUUGCCGACGAACGCGAUUCGUGGCGCGAACGACAAGACGUCGAGGGGAGUCUCACUCUCGGCUUCGGGAUGUUCGAGUGAGACGAUAGCGACAAAGAAACUAACUGAGAUACAGACGCUCCCGCUUUCACUUAUCCUUGAGCCCUAGUCUGUUGCAAUUUUAUACGAUCAUAGUGAUGCAGAUACUGAUAGAGAUAGCGACCAUCACGAUAGUCGCACUUCUAAGACAACUCCAAUGAUUACGCUUCCGAUAUGAGUACGACUACGAUAGCAAGCAUAUCGACUCUUAGCAUUAAGAUUAUGGGGCUCAGAUAGAUACAGAUAGGCUCUCCGUCUUCCAUAAGCAUAGCGAUUCCGUUGGCGACAACAUUACGCCAUGGCCAUCGCCAGCCCCACAAAUAAGCAAGAGAACAGAAGAAGAAAGAGACUUCCAAAACAAUGACAAGAACUACAACAGCGUCGAGCACAGAGACUACAGCAGAGCGCUGCUAUUACAGAGGCAGACUCUGACUAUGAGUAAGCUGAUUCUUAUUACUAUCGCCUAAGUGAGGCCAGACUAUUGGACUACGAAUGAAUCACAACCGUACCCAUUACCAUUCGCAAUUGCAUGCAGAAAGACUACUUCUAUGACUAAGACAAAGACUAUGCUUAUGACUGUUGGACGAGCGUGCUACUCUAUGACUUGGCUGCUGAUUGUUGAAGAAGAGCAUCGAGCUAAUGGAGCUGAUUGCGACUGGAUCCCGAUGCCAGUCAGCGCGCGACGGGAGAUUUAGAACCAAAACGAAAUCUAGAAGAAAAAUCCACCCACUAAGACUCGGUCGAUUGCUGUCUUUCAAGGCACUCAAUCACCACCAGAGUCCGAAUAUAAUAAGGCCAAUCAGCCUGACACAGGGUCGAUUUGAAGGGUGUCAGCAUGUUUUUAGGCCAAAAAUGGCCACAGAAACUUGCGGACUGUAGUGGUGAUAGGAGAAAAAAGGUGGCCACUUUGAUGGUUUCCCUUAAAAAUGGCAAAAACGGGCUUUGCGGAUUUUUAGUAUCGACGUCAAAGUGGGCCCCUUUUUGAGGUUGCGGAUUUUCAUUAGCACGACUAGACUCCGCGUUUUUGCUGCUCUGGAAGUAAAUCCAUUUUGACACCUAAAUUAAAAAUCCGCAAAGCCCGAUUUUGCCACUUUUAAGGGAAACCAUCAAAGUGGCCACCUUUUUUCCUCUAUCACCACUACAGUCCGCAAGUUUCUGGGGCCAUUUUUGGCCUAAAAACAUGUCGACACCCUUCAAAUCGACCUUGUGUCGGGCUGAUUGGCCCUAUUAUAUUCGGACUCUAGUGGUGAUUGAGUGCCUUGAGAGACACCAAUCGACCGAUCCUUGGUGGGUGGGUUUUUCUUCUAGAUUUCGUUUUGGUUCUAAAUCUCCCGUCGCGCGCUGACUGGCAUCGGGAUCCAGUCGCAAUCAGCUCCAUGAAGUCGAUGCUCUUCGUAAACACCACAGUCACUAUUUCUAUUGCAUUGCAGUCCCAGACCCAGUCAGUAUUUAGCAACGAGAUCGAAGCUGUCGUAGCCGUCGGGCUCGAAUCUGGGUGAACGUGAACGAGGCCAAUUCUAUACGUAUCCAGCGCGAGCAAAAUCAACAAGAAGAAGAGAGCGAGGCCUAUUCUACUCGUCUUCGCAGAAGUUGGGCUUGCACUUGGAUGCUUGUCGAAUUGUCCUGCGUCGCUUCGUAAGCCUCAAGUCCGGAUCUGAGUGAAAGAGCGCAAUCCCAUCCAGCGUGAGCAAAAGCACAAAGGAGAAGAAAGGGAGAGAAUGCGCCGCCUUCGUUUGUUUCUGAGCAGUAGACUCCAUCGCUAGCCUUACCUAGUACGAGCGUCGAGAUAGCUCGCAGUCGUUAGCUUUAGCAUGAGCGUGAGCGUCGAGCAACUCCUCCUUUCGCAUUCGGGUUCGCUGUCUGAUUAUGAUUUAGCAUUAGAGCCUGACGCAGAUGCUGACUUCUUUGCGCAAAAGGUAGAGGCAAGCGAAGACGUAGAUUGCAAGCGCCGCCCUUUAUCGAUUGCCGUUAGCUACUUUCACUCUGCGCUGUCUGUGUCUUGGCCAUUGGCUGCAAAUCGAAGCCCAAAGCUGAAGACUGCCGCUAUUAUAUUUAUUUUUAUGCUGACCCAAAUACAAGACAACUUACAUACCCUGCAUGUACAUAGGUAGCAAACGUAAAAGGCAAGACGAGACGAGUGGAGUUAGACUCCCGUCUGACGAACGCAGUCUACUACUUACGAGCGAAGCUUCAGCGCUCUUUUUACAGAAACAGCAACGGCUACAGCUACAGUCUGACGCCAUCUACAAAAGAUCUAGAUCGGCCAAGAAUCACAAAGACAAAAGUACGCUCCUCACCGUUGCCCGUGCAGCUGCAAGCUGAGCAGCAGGCUCUCUCGCUAUUCGUAUUCUUCGCUGAGCGUGAACGUGAACGAGAAUCAAAACCAAGACAGAGGAGAAGCAGGCGCCAGGUAUCCACACUCUUGCCCCUCUCUAGCCAUACCCGUAUAAGCUUAAGCAUGUGCGGAAGUGAGUGAAGAUGUGUAGCGUUUGUUUUGCCAUUGUAGUGCAAUUCCGCCACUGCAGUGAUUCAGCAGCUGUUCCUGACAUGACUGCACUAAUAGAAAACCAACAACAGCAACGACUACAACUCUAACACUUUGCGCUUACUCUCAGUCGGUCUCUGACUCUUCUAGGCUAUGGCUCGACGUCGAUUUUGGUCUCGUCCUAGUUGUUAAGUGGAGAGAGACAGCAAAUCCUUAAGCUUAGCACACAGGUCGAGACCUAUCCGAGAUUAGCAAACCCAACCCCGCCGGCAGAAUGGACUUCGAUCCCAAUGGUGCGCACCCCUCUGGUAUGGGUUUCCAGGACUAUGCCCAAGCGGAAUGGAACGCCGGGGCGGAAGGAUGGAACGCCGGGACGGGGGGCGAAGGUUACCAAGUGGACGAGUAUGAGCGUGGCACGGAGGCCGCGACGAUCCGGGAUGAUCAUUAUGAGAGUCCGAAAGUGAAAACCAUGCGCAUGAGCAUGAUCGUGAUUGGAUACUAAUACUAAUACUAACUAUGGAGGUCAAGCCUCACUCUAACUGUAGCGGUGCUGCUACUGCUAGGCGUUGCUGUUGCGCCCUAUACUCUUACUCACUCUCACACGCUAACGCUUACAAUUACGCUUACAAUUACGAUCACGCUUGCCCCUCAGAGUCAUCCACUUUCCAUAGCGUCCCAAUUCAGACGCUUUCUCUAAAGAGUAGUAGCUAGUGUCUCUAUUUCUUUGCAUUCGAAUUGGAUGAAGUUUAAGAUCGACAUUGAGACUGACGCUGAGCAUCAGCAUGAGCGUGAACGUCUUGCGUUCAGGAUCAGGCUCACGCUGCACAAAGGCAGAAUCAAUAAGAAAGCCCCAAGACAGAGAACGAGAAGCAGGGCAAUAAGUAUAACUCGCCAUAAGAAUAAGCCCCCGCGGUCGCGCUUGAGUCUCGAGUCUGUGCCUGGCGUCUGAGUGUGUGUCGUCUGUGUGAGUGAGAGUGAUAGAAACUGGCACCGAGAUAGUCACACUAAAUCAUCAUAGUGCUAAGCUUUGGCUUAGGCUUACGCGACUCCAACUGUAGGACUGAGAUAGUUCUAGCUUAGAUUUAGGCUCGCUUUUAGUAGGACUCUUUUAUUUACCUUUACGCUUACGCUGUCACUGUGAUUUUUAUUGUGAUGCUGAUUGUCAUUGAGGCUCUGAAUAAGAAUGGCCAUAGCGUUAAGCCUCUGGAGUUGUGACCCGCACGCGCGCGCCCAGUCUGUACCAGCAGCGGCUAGGUGAUCUGCAGCCCCAGUCCCGAGCAUUACCAAAGAGCCACAAGCAAUACCAAUACGAGCACCAGUCCCAUUGCCAAGAGCGAGACCAAGCGAAGACGUUGGUCCUGGUGUCCAUGUAGACGACGGCUCUUGGCGCUGUCAUCGACGACACGACCACGAUGGAGAUGAGCUUGAGCUUGUGGCUGUGGUAGAGGUAGCGCCUGUUCUACUUCUGGCGAGUCUUCCUAAAACUCGCGGUAGUGGUAGUCCCAGAUGCAUCUGCAUCGCUGAAGAAGAAGAAGACGUCGACGAAGGUGAUGCUGAGGCACUUGCGCGCGUCGUUGAAGAUCAACGCUGAGACUCCAGCUGAGGAAUUAGUCUCAGUCUUAGCUGUUUCCUGAAGUUCCAGCUUGAUGCUGAGCAUGAGCUUGCCCCUUGAAAAGCCCGCGAGCCGCCUCCUCGCUUAAUUGUGGAUCCGCCCCAAGUUGCCCACGCUAUUGCCAGCCGUCGACGGCUAUGGCAGUGGGUGCGGAGCGUGUUCACAUAGCUGAGGCUGACCCAGAUCCACUGAAACUGAUCCACGAGAGUUAAUGCUAAAGCGCCUCACUAAGAAUGAAAGAGAGAAGAGGAAAGAGAGGGAAAGGCUCUAGCUGAAGGAACGAAAGGAAGAAGCGAGAGUCCGAGCCCAAGUCGGUGGCUAGUCAUAUUUCCCUCAUGAUUUUUCCAGCGUGGACGAGUGUGGUUACUUCUCUCUUGCUUUCACGUUCAUGCAGAGCAGCGCGAACGAAGGAAGGAAGUGGCGACUUCUCUCUUGGUUUUUUUUCCGCAAGUCAGUAAUAGGAUGCACGUCCUACGUUGGUUCUCUAUAUGGUUUCGCUAAGCGUACAAAACUGAUUUGCAUGCUACUCUUAUGGGUUUUUUUUUUUUUACGCCUAGCCCACUGAGGAAAAUCGUGAAUAAUUCUCCUUGUGUGACUUUUUCGCUUUAGCUACUAAAGGUUUUCUCUCUCUUCAGAUUAACCCAAUGAAAAAAAGAAAAAUUCCUUAGCCUUAGAGGUUUUUUCUCAUCGGAUGAAUCCAUUGAAAAAAACGAAAAAAUUCCUAGCCUUCAAGGUUUUUUCUCUCGUCGGAUUAUGUCCUUGAAAAAAGAAAAUCUUCUUACUGUUAUAGUAGUUUUUUUUUCUCUGAUUUAAGAGGUUCAAAAAAAUUAAAAGUAAAAAUCCGCUGAAAAUCCGGCAUCGCAUUUUUACAACGUUUUCUUUACGAGUAGACUAUAGUAUAGUAACAAAUCGAAAUCCACCAGCUUACUUUCUGAAGAAGAUGAGCAGCUUGACGUUGAGACUAUUGUAAAUACAAUUUAGAUGUUGCAAAUAAAAACUUCAGCACCAGGUGGAUAGAAGUCAUGCUGCUCGUGGUUUACGCAUGGAUGUCUGGAGAUGCAUAUUCUAAUAUAUCGCGAACGGCAUGCAGGGACUGAUGUUCUCGGUUAUGUGGCGCUAUUUCGAUGAGGAAAUCAAAAAGCGAGGCCUCUUUGGAACUGGCAAAUAGUAGCCUACAACUCGGCUUGCGGUCUCUCCGUUAUCAUUUUUUUUUGAAUGCGAAGCAUCGAACACUGUAGAUAUCGCAAGAUGUUUCUCCUGCUCCGCAGAAGAACAUGAUGAUCAAGAUGAAAUGCAACAUCUAUCAACAAAAACAAAAUACAGCAUUACUUCGAUAAGGAAUGGAAAGGGAAUAUUAUAAUAGAGAAAGACUCGGAGUAAAAAAGAACAUGAAACAAGGCAAGUAAAGAAGAAGGGAAGGGGAAGAAAACUGUUAAUCACUUCACAGUGACAAACUUUGCGUACCCUCUUGCUAGGCAAAUUCAUUCAUUCACUCGUUACAUGUAGUUGGGUGGGAAACACGGGUCGUGAGCGUCCCUGAACAGUGUGAGUAUGUAUAAUUCUUGAUGUUCUUCUCCUAAGUCUACUAGUACGAAUAUGUCUUACAUCAAAUAGAAAAGUUAUCAGUGUGAUUCAUUCAUCUGUGUUAUUUUUAUCGUCAUUCCUAGUACUUGGUUCAGCAAGCAACUCUCUCAAAAAAGAUAAGCAAACUACAAACUGUGAAGAGAGAAUCAUGUAAAGUGCUGAACAUUUUUCCUUCCAGCAGCAAAUGUGUGGAAUCCCCAUGUUGCAUUUCAAUAAAUAUAUUGUAUCAUUCUAUUGGAUGCGGAUGAUAGAGCCAACUCAUCUUCAAAAAGAUAGUCGGUCUAGCAAGGUAGAUUCAGUUUCGGCAUUUUCAUAGUCGCGAGCGCUCCCCUCUCUGUAGGUGAGCCGAUUCCUAUCCUAUCCUAUCAAGAAGAUUGUACCCGUCUAAGUCUAUGACAUUAUUGAUUAGUUCAUAAGGAGCAGGUCGUGGAGCACUCCUACUAUUUCCGGUGAAGGAGCUCUGACAUCUUCUUCCACCGCCAAGAGGAUGUUGACGACAAAAUAUUCGGGGGGACCACCUUUUUUCAUCUUAGCGAUCGGGAUGACGACACUGACACACACGCAUAGAGCAAAAACACCAUGCGUCGUUUCUUCUUGUAGCUCAAGCGCGACCAAAAACCAAAAGUAAGUCCCUAGACUUUGUUAGAUUAUCUCAGGAUCAUCAGGAACGGAGCCUCUUCCGAGAAGACCUUCGCUAAUAGUAGAUAGAUUCGUUGAUCAACUUCAUUCUCAUAUGUUGAUGUCGGCACCUUCAUGCUCUUGAAAGAUGAAGCCUCGCGCGCGAGGCUUCGGCUUUCUUGAGAAUUUAUUGUGUCUGGCGUCAUUGUGCUUUUUGACAGAUCUUCUUCCAGUGCUCAAUGCACGCGGCUAAGGUGGGAGCCCCUUCAUCCAUGAUCAACCAUGAAGAACCUUGGCCAGCCUCUUCAUUUCUGAUUCUGAAGAAGAUAUAAGAUGAAAGUAAUAGUAAAACGAAGUGAUGCCUAAUUUUUUCCAUUAGGAGAACGACGUCGUACUAUGUAAGAUG
Messenger RNA from Amoebophrya sp. A25, 12444 nucleotides. Lineage: Eukaryota; Dinophyceae; Syndiniales; Amoebophryaceae. The record is from the annotation of a GenBank genome assembly.